This is a messenger RNA of Momordica charantia (bitter melon), 1268 nucleotides long. Lineage: Eukaryota; Viridiplantae; Streptophyta; Magnoliopsida; Cucurbitales; Cucurbitaceae. The record is from RefSeq and is a predicted model, not a curated record.
AUGGUGCCAGUUGAUUCAGAUGAUCUGUGGCAUGCGUUCAAUUUGAUAGCUCCGGGAGACACUGUUAUGGCUGUUACUGUUAGGAAAGUCAUCAGAGAGAUGGCUUCUGGAGGAAGAGAUGCAGAACGAGUGAAACUCAAGCUAGAAAUAAAAGUUGAGGAGGUGGCAGAUUAUGACAAAGUUGGAUCUGUUUUGCGGAUACGUGGAAGAAAUGUUCUGGAAAAUGAAUAUGUGAAGAUAGGGGCUUACCAUACUUUAGAACUUGAGCUGAACCGGCCAUUUGUUUUGAGAAAGGAUGUUUGGGACUCUUUUGCUCUAGAUGUACUCCAUCAAGCUUCUGAUCCUGCCGCUAGUGCUGAUUUGGCUGUGGUUUUGAUGCAAGAAGGAUUGGCACAUGUUCUCCUUGUUGGAAAAAGUAUGACAAUUACUCGAGCCAGAAUAGAAACUUCAAUUCCUCGCAAGCAUGGGCCUGCUAUUGCUGGUUAUGAGUCGGCCUUGAAUAAAUUCUUUGAGAAUGUUUUGCAGGCUUUCUUGAAGUAUGUUGAUUUUAAUGUCGUACGCUGUGCAGUGAUAGCUAGUCCUGGAUUUACAAAGGACCAGUUCCAUCGGCACUUAUUAUUGGAAGCUGAAAGAAGACAACUAAGACCUAUUAUUGAGAACAAAUCACGUGUAGUUCUUGUACAUACAAGCUCAGGAUACAAGCAUAGUUUACGAGAAGUCUUGGAUGCUUCAAACGUCAUGAAUUUGAUAAAAGACACUAAAGCAGCUCAAGAGGUGCGAGCGCUAAAGGUUUUCUUCAGCAUGCUCUCAAAUGACUCAGACCGUGCUUGUUAUGGACCGAAGCAUGUCGAGGUUGCCCAUGAACGAAUGGCUAUCCAAACGCUUCUCAUUACCGACGAUCUCUUCAGGAAUAACGAUAUAACGGUGCGACAAAGGUACGUCAAUUUAGUUGAUUCAGUUAGGGAUUCGGGAGGUGCCGUCCAUAUAUUUUCGUCUAUGCACGUCUCCGGAGAACAACUAGCUCAGAUAACUGGCAUUGCAGCAAUUCUACGUUUUCCGCUACCAGAGCUCGAAGACAUCGAGAUGUAAUUAUUGUUGUGUGGAUGAAUUUUUAUAAAGUUGUUUUUUCCCUAAAAGAAAUUAAGUUUUCGGCCAUUGGUCUGCAUGUAAUAAGACGUUGCUGUCUCUGUAUUGUUCUAAUUUGUAGAUUGAAUAAACAUUCUAGCCUAUAUAUGUAUACACAAAGUGUAUGUCUUAUUGCCAAGCAA